UCACUCUCUCAAUCCCUCUCUCCUUUUGAUCACUUCGGUCCCUUGCUCCACUCCCUCUCCCUUUACUCCUACACGGCUCUGUCACUCACUCACACACACUCAUACCAGCUCUCCCUGGGCACCAUCUCGUCCACCGGAGAACCUCAUUGUGUCUGCGUUUUGCCAGGUGGACGCACUCCCCACAGUCACCAUUUCCACUCCGGAGAGCUCCACGCUGGCAGCGCAGCCCCUUCCCCGGCUGAGCAUCGGGCGGAAGACCCUGGUGGCAGCUGCUGUGGGGGUCAUGCUGGUCCUGGUUUUGGUGGUCCUCAUCCCUGUGCUGGUCAGCUCCGUUGGCACAGGUGGCAUAGAUGACAGCGCGAGCCACUUCGAGAUGCUGGGCACAUGCCGCAUGGUUUGUGACCCCUUCCCAACGACGGACACAGGUGUGCACACCGGAACAGAUACAGCAACCGCAGGCCUGCAGGUGGACAACGAUGCGGAUCUGAGCGAUCACAGCAUCGGCCCACCGCUGCCUACUUACAGUGCACACGGCCCACAAGGCAAACCAGGACGUCCAGGCAAGACUGGACCCCCGGGACCACCUGGAGAGCCAGGCCCACCGGGACCUAAGGGUCCACCGGGAGAUGGUGUGGACAUUGUACGGACGGGGAUUCUAGGUUUAGGGGGUAAAGGGUCAGUUAGUACAACCACAUACAACACCACGCCUCGGGUGGCAUUUUAUGCAGGACUACGAAACCCUCAAGAAGGUUACGAUAUUCUAAAAUUUGACGACGUGGUGACUAAUAUCGGCGGUAACUACGAGGGCGCGACGGGCAAGUUCACCUGUAAGAUUCCCGGCACCUACUUUUUCAUCUACAACGUGCUGAUGAGGGGAGGAGACGGCACCAGCAUGUGGGCUGACCUGAUCAAGAAUGGUCUGGUCAGGGCCAGCGCCAUAGCCCAGGACCAGGACCAGAGUUAUGACUACGCCAGCAACAGUGUCAUCCUUCAUUUGGAUGCGGGCGAUGAAGUUUUCAUAAAAUUGGACGGGGGCAAGGCCCACGGGGGCAACAGCAACAAAUACAGCACCUUCUCAGGGUUCAUCCUCUAUGCCGACUGAAGGAAGCCUGGACUCAGAGGUGAAAGGUCACAGCCAGAAGACAUUCACUUCCUGAUUUUCACAUGGCUCUCGCAGUAAGGUUAAUGUUGCCCAUAGCCACUGAUCCACAGUCUGACAUACAGAUGUUUAAGGUCAGCAUUGACACGGUGACUUUGGAUCUGUGGUUAUCUGUAACUGUCUACCUCCUCAUUCACAUGUUCCAUUGUAUACAGGGUGCCUACGCCGCUAUUCUGAUGGACGCGAGCGACGAAGCGGUGACAGUCAUGUCAUGUGUCAGGCCGAGGUGCAGCAACAAUUUUGACAGUGAAGAAGCCUCACCAUCAUUUUUUGAGCUGUCAUUUCAAAUUUCAAAUCUGGAAAUCUAACAGUCGUGGCGGCUGCAGUGUUUGUAAAUGUGCUGUUUAUUUUUUAUUCAUGUUAAACUUAUCAUGCUGUCUGUACGAUAACAUGUUGUGCUUCGAUGACUGAGGAGAUGUAUUCCGUCCCGAGAAAUGCUAAUGUGUCAAAAAUCGGACGCCAAAAGGAGAUUAUGUUUGUUUUUGAAUGGCAGUGUCACAAGCUGUAUUGUGUCUCAGUGUGAUGAUUUGGAAAAUCAUGUCAUAUCAGCGCAUUAUAUUUGGCAUAUUGUUAGUGUAUAAACUGUAAAUUUGAUAUUGAAUCUCGAUGUCUGAACACAAAGUAGUGUACAUACACCAUAUUGUGUGUCUAUUAAAGAAUAUAGCUGUUAGUUGUACAAUUAUAUCACGUAAUGUGCUCAAUUGUAAAGAUUUAUUUAAUUCAUGCAUGCAACACCUGUUAAAAUGUUCUGUAUGUUUCCGCAAAUGAUAAAGACAAAUACAGUGACUUUAAACAAA
Messenger RNA from Sebastes umbrosus (honeycomb rockfish), 1956 nucleotides. Its product is annotated as C1q-related factor-like. Gene Ontology annotation, molecular function: protein binding. Lineage: Eukaryota; Metazoa; Chordata; Actinopteri; Perciformes; Sebastidae. The transcript has 2 exons. The record is from RefSeq and is a predicted model, not a curated record. Bases 284 to 1102 code for a protein of 272 amino acids.